Molecule: messenger RNA, 381 nt
Organism: Limulus polyphemus (Atlantic horseshoe crab)
Lineage: Eukaryota; Metazoa; Arthropoda; Merostomata; Xiphosura; Limulidae
Exons: 1
Coding region: 1-381 (126 amino acids)
Biological process (GO): chromatin remodeling
Cellular component (GO): nucleus
Source: RefSeq, a predicted model, not a curated record
AUGAAAGAGAAGAUGGUGGAAGUGAAAAGAUUGAGUGACAGAGUGAUGGUGGUGAAGCUAGGAACAGAAUGUGGCAUGCUGAAUGUAAUAUGUGCCUAUGCUCUGCAAAUGAGAUGCAGUUAUAAGGAAAAAGAAGAGUUUAGAGAAGUUCUGGACAAGGCUAUGCAGAGCAUACAUAGAGAAGAGUUAGUUGCAAUGAAGAUUAAUCUAAAUGGACAUAUUGGACAGUAUAGAGGUGGCUAUGAGAAGAGGCAUGGAGAACACGGCUAUGGACAAAGAAAUAAGGAAGACAAGGAGAUCUUGCAGAUGGUUCAGGCACAUGACCUAAUUAUAGUCAAUACAUUUUUCCAGAAAAACAACAUACAAAAGUGGAAAUGUUAG